Molecule: messenger RNA, 1441 nt
Organism: Acanthopagrus latus (yellowfin seabream)
Lineage: Eukaryota; Metazoa; Chordata; Actinopteri; Spariformes; Sparidae
Product: carcinoembryonic antigen-related cell adhesion molecule 16-like
Exons: 5
Coding region: 1-918 (305 amino acids)
Source: RefSeq, a predicted model, not a curated record
AUGUGUGUAGCUGAGGGCAUCUUACCCCAGGGACCCCUGAGUGGAGCCGUGGGAGGCAAAGUGGAGUUCACCACCACCCUCACACCCUCAGAGAAGCCGUUCCUCUCCGUCAGCUGGAGCUUCAAAGGGAUGAACAUCAUCACCUCCACCAGCGUCAACGUCACUGAGCCCGGACAUGCCAACAGGAUCUCGCUGGACCGAACCACGGGGUCCCUGGAGCUCAGGAACCUGGUGCUGGAGGACAACGGAGAGUACGCUGUCACCAUCAUACCAGACGGAGGGCUGCAGAAACAGGGGAAGAUCACACUGAACGUGUAUGUGCCGAUAACUGGAGCCACCAUCCGCAGCCCGGCCGCCAUCUUGAUCGAAGACAAAAGCUCCACCAACCUCAGCUGCGAGGCCUCCGGCUCCAUCGGCGCCAGAGACUGGAUGAAGGACGGCCGACCUCUCCAUCCAGGAGGCACAGUCAGCUUCUCCUUGGACAACAGGAUCGUCUUCUUACAGCCUGUCCACAGCUCCAACCACGGCACCUACCAGUGUCGAGUCAGCAACCCAGUCAGCGCCAUGACUGCGACCCAUAAUCUCACUGUGAACUUUGGACCUCAUAACAUAUCAAUUAUUGGGCCAUCAGCAGCAGCACCAGGCGGCAGAGUGAUGCUGCGGUGCACAGCGGACUCUGUCCCUCCAGCAAACUUCAGCUGGACGUUCAACGGCAAUGAGACUCACGUUAAUACCUCCUUGUAUGUUAUCGAGAGACUAGAUGAGGACAGCAUUGGGAAUUACACCUGCACUGCCAGUAACAUGAUGACCAUGUGGGAAAACUCCACAGCUCUGAAUCUGAGAGCGUCCUGCGCUGCUCCCUGCUGGUCGUUUUUAGUGCUGCUGAGCAGUGCGCUGACUCUGAGAGGGUUAAUGUAAGAAGAAGUGGCAGAUUCUUCCCGAGCCUCACUGAGGACCCUGAAUGUCAACCGGAAUGUGCAACACAUGAAGUGUUAUCUUGACACAAGAGGCCUUGAUGCAACAGGAUGUCAUACCUGAGACAAAAAGGAAACUCUCACACUGCUCAUCAAUCAUCUUUCUUUUUUGAAAUCUAUUUGAAAAUAAUCACACAGAAGACAUAGGUUAUACAAUUCCAUUACUAUUUAAAUAUUUAUGUGCAAAAGUUUAUUCUUCAUAUGAGCACUUGCCGGAUUUAUUAUUCUCAUUUAUUGUGUAUUAUUGUUGCACGUAUCCAGACAUAAGUGUGUAGUGUUUAUGUUUUUGUUGUUGUUGUUUGUGUGUUUGAUUUCUUUGCUAGCUUGAUACAUAGAUUUUAUUGGCGUUAAUCAUUGUUUUUGAUUGCAUUACAAAGCACCUUGCCACAUAGGUUAUAAAAGGUGAUUUAUCAAUAAAGUCUGUUCUUAUCAUUAUCAUUAUCAUAAAUCAACAUUUUUGCACGUUA